CUACGCAGACCUGAAAGAGUCGUAUUGCAAAGUGGAGAAGAGUCGCGCUGGCAAGCAGUCGAGAAAUCUCUGUCUCUCCGCGCCACCUGCAGAAGAGCUUUAUAAACCAUAUGGCGGAGACCAGAGGGAAGUUUGAUUUUGCCAUUGACCGUGGAGGAACUUUCACUGAUGUUUUUGCUCGUCUGCCGGACGGUAGAGAGCGGGUCCUCAAACUGCUCUCCCAUGACCCCCAGAACUACAAAGACGCCCCCACUGAGGGCAUCCGCCGCAUACUGGAACAGGAAGCAGGGCGCAGUUUCCCGAGGGACCAGCCUCUAGACUCGUCUCUGAUUGGCUGGAUCAGAAUGGGCACCACAGUGGCCACUAAUGCGCUGCUGGAGCGUCAGGGUGAGCGGACGGCUCUGCUAGUGACUCGUGGGUUUAAAGACUUACUGCACAUCGGCACUCAGGCCAGACCCAACCUGUUUGAUCUGAAGGUACGUAUGCCUGAGGUACUUUAUGAAGAGGUUAUUGAAGUGGAUGAGAGAGUUGCCCUGAGACAAGAUGGUUGCCAACUGCCCAGAAAGGAGCCCAAGCGUAUAGUAACAGGCAGUACAGGGGACAGUUUGGAAGUUUGGCAGGAGCUGAAUUUGCAGCAUGUGGAGAGAGAUUUGAAGGCAGUUUUGUCCAGAGGAAUCACCAGCCUGGCCGUGCUGCUGCUGCACUCAUACAUGUUAGUACAUGGCCCGGCCCAUGAGAAAGCCGUGGGAUCAUUGGCACGGAAACUCGGAUUCACCCAGGUGUCUCUGUCCAGUGAAGUGAUGCCCAUGAUCAGGGCGGUGCCUCGUGGGUACACAGUGUGUGCAGAUGCUUACCUCACACCCAAAAUACACCAAUACCUCAAAGGAUUUACCACAGGCUUCAAGGGGGCGCUGAAAGAUGUGGAUGUGUUGUUUAUGCAGUCUGAUGGGGGUCUGACCCCUAUGGAGCAAUUCAGUGGCUCACGGGCGAUUCUGUCUGGUCCCGCUGGAGGAGUGGUGGGAUACGCCGUCACUUCCUACAACUCCACUGAAAACAAGCCUGUUAUUGGAUUUGACAUGGGAGGUACAUCUACAGACGUUAGCCGCUAUGCUGGUCAGUAUGAACAUGUAUUUGAAGCUACUACAGCUGGAGUCACACUGCAGGCUCCUCAGCUGGAUAUCAACACCGUCGCAGCAGGAGGAGGCUCACGCCUGUUCUUCAGGUCAGGGAUGUUUGUUGUUGGUCCCGACUCAGCUGGUGCUCACCCAGGUCCUGCCUGCUAUAGAAAAGGGGGCCCUCUCACGGUCACUGACGCUAACCUGGCCCUCGGACGUCUGCUGCCAGACUUCUUCCCUCACAUCUUUGGCCCUGGAGAGAACGAGCCGCUCUCCAUGGAGGAAACGAUAAGGCAGUUUCAGCAGCUCACCCAUGACAUCAACCACUUCCUCUCCACCAACCAGUCACAGCACAGUGCCAACGGAGCCGGCCAGUCAAACAGCGAUGGGCCAAAAGGUUGCAAAUCAGAAAUGAGCGUGGAGGAGGUAGCGAUGGGAUUCAUCAGAGUUGCAAAUGAGGCCAUGUGUCGACCAAUCAGAGCACUUACACAGGCAAAAGGUCAUGAUACAUCUCAGCAUGUGCUGGCUUGUUUCGGGGGAGCCGGAGGUCAGCAUGCCUGCGCCAUCGCACGAGCUUUAGGCAUGAAAACCGUCUUCAUACACAAAUACAGUGGAAUUCUCUCAGCAUAUGGUUUAGCUCUGGCUGAUGUAGUAGAGGAGGUUCAGGAGCCGUGCUCUCUGCAGUAUAAUGAGGAUUCCUACUCUGAGUUGGACCACAGGAUUCAGGAGCUUACCCAGCGCUGCCACAGCACGCUGCAUCAGCGCGGCUUCAGCAGUUCUCAGAUCAGUACAGCAGUGUUCCUGCAUAUGCGAUAUGAGGGAACAGACUGUGCUUUAAUGGUCAAUGCUAGCGGCUACCCUGCUCAUGCCCAAUCCUGUCAAUCUGGAGACUUUCGCACCGCCUUUACUAAACGCUACAUGAAGGAAUUUGGCUUUACCAUUGCAGACCGGCCUAUAAUGGUAGAUGAUAUUCGUGUGCGAGGGUCAGGAAAAUCUGGCAUUAAGUCUGUGACCAUGGCCAAAGAAGGACACGGAUCCCCAGCACCAACCAAAAUGACCAAGUGUUACUUUGAGGAGGGCUAUCUGGACACCAGUGUGUACAUGUGGGAGGAUUUGUCUUGUGGCUACAGCAUUGAGGGUCCAGCUAUCAUCAUCGAUAAAAACAGCACCAUUUUGGUGGAACCAGGCUGUUCAGCCCAGCUGACCACAAGUGGGGAUGUGUGUAUCGCCGUGGGAACAGACACCCAGUGUGUGUUAGGGACGGACCUGAACACAGUGCAACUGUCCAUCUUCUCUCAUCGCUUUAUGAGUAUAGCAGAGCAGAUGGGUCGUGUGUUACAGAGGACGUCCAUCUCCACUAACAUUAAAGAGCGUUUGGAUUUCUCCUGUGCCGUGUUCGGGCCUGAUGGCGGUUUAGUGUCUAACGCGCCGCACAUACCUGUACAUCUAGGAGCCAUGCAGGAAACCGUACAGUAUCAGUUAAAGGCCGUAGGCAGCAGUCUGAAAGAGGGAGAUGUGAUUUUGAGCAAUCACCCGUGUGCUGGAGGCAGUCAUCUGCCUGACCUCACCGUCAUCACUCCAGUAUUUCGGCAUGGUGUGAGUGGCCCGGUGUUCUUUGUUGCCAGUAGGGGGCACCAUGCUGAUAUAGGGGGCAUCACCCCGGGCUCUAUGCCCCCCCACUCCACCUCUCUACAGCAGGAAGGUGCCGUCUUCACUACCUUUAAACUUGUCACCGAAGGAGUCUUCCAAGAGAAGGCUGUCACCGAAGCCCUGCUGGCUCCAGCUCAGUACCCAGGAUGCUCAGGGACACGUAAUCUCCAUGACAACCUGUCAGACCUGCGAGCUCAGGUGGCUGCCAAUCAGAGAGGAAGCCAGCUGGUGGGGGAGUUGAUUGAUUGUUAUGGGCUGGCUGUGGUCCAGGCAUAUAUGGGGUACAUUCAGAGUAAUGCGGAGCUAGCUGUCAGGGACAUGCUGAAAGAGUUUGCCCGUCGUCGACAGCAACAGACUGGCUCCCUAGAAGUGGAGGCAGAAGAUCAAAUGGAUGAUGGAACACCAAUCAGAUUAAAAGUGCAGAUAAAUGAAGAGGAGGGCAGCGCUGUGUUUGAUUUCUCAGGCACAGGGACAGAAGUGUGGGGAAACUGUAAUGCUCCUCGAGCCAUCACCUUCUCCGCUCUCAUCUACUGUUUACGGUGCAUGGUGGGACAAGACAUCCCUCUUAACCAGGGCUGUCUUACCCCCAUCAAAGUCAUCAUCCCCCCUGGCUCCAUCCUGCAGCCUUCCCUGAAUGCUGCGGUUGUGGGUGGAAAUGUUCUGACUUCUCAAAGAGUGGUGGAUGUCAUCUUCAGAGCAUUUGAAGUGUGCGCUGCCUCCCAGGGCUGCAUGAACAACGUGUCGUUCGGCAGUGAGAAGAGUGGUUACUAUGAGACGGUUGCCGGUGGUGCGGGGGCGGGGCCAGGAUGGAGUGGACGUAGCGGAGUCCACAGUCACAUGACCAACACCCGCAUCACUGACCCCGAGGUUCUGGAGAAGAGGUACCCAGUAAUCCUACAGCAGUUCUCCCUCAGGCCUGGCUCUGGAGGUCGAGGUCAUUACCAUGGUGGUGACGGGGUCAUCCGAAAGCUUCUGUUUCGGAGUAAAGUGGUUUUAUCAGUGCUGACCGAGAGACGCUCCACACGACCUUAUGGUUUACAUGGAGGCCAGAGUGGCUCUGCUGGGCUUAAUCUGUUACACAGAGCUGAUGGCAGAGUGUUAAAUCUGGGAGCGAAAACCACAGUCAGCCUAGAACCUGGGGACAUAUUCUGUCUGCACACUCCUGGAGGAGGUGGCUAUGGAAGAGAGGAAGAGGAGGAUGAAGAUGAGAAUCACAGUCCCUCCAAACGGCAGCGCCUAAACGAAGCUUUCACUGAAAGAGGGAGUGUGUUUGAGUAUCGCCGCGCUCAGGAGAGUGUCUGAACUUACAUCUGAAUUUGCGGAACCACUCAGAAACAACUGAACAAAAAUCUAGAAUCGGUCUAACUUCCACAAUUCAGAAAAGAGUGAUCUGUAUUGACCACCCAACAAAUGCGUUCUUUUGUAUCUGCUGUUGCGAGGCUUAACCAGCUUUGCAGAAUGCUGGAAAAUUCCAUUUUACCUAAUACGAAACUGUAGCACACAACUUAACGUACUUACAUUAAGCAAUGGGGAACCAUUCUUGACCUUCAGAGAAGGCCUGGUGAUUUCUGUGAAAUAAAAAAUACAUGUCUGUAAUAUUUAGUUCAUCUGUACUUGAUAGAAUUAUCAUGCUUGUUGCAUUCAAGCUCUGUAUGUAUUGUAACAGUACUUAUUUCGUUGUUAAGUUUUGGUUGGAAAAUGCAAAAAUGAAAAAUUAUCCAGUUUAGUUUUGUUCUCUCUGUGGUAAUCAUGUUUUGAUUUCUAAUGGAUGGGACCAAUUUUGUAAGGAAAAACGUCACUCUUGACCUUCUGGAAGCCCUAGACACAUCACUGACUAGCAGUACGAUGGGUAGACUGUGCGUCAGUCAGUGCGUUUCAGUCAGUUGGUAGAAAUCAAACAGCGUCAGUGGAUUCUUCACUGAAGGAGUAAAACUGCUACAGGUAAAACGUGUUAAUAUCUGUUAGAAGCUUCAAAUAAAACAUGGAACGCCAGUUACCAGCUUAAGAUGUCCGUGUUGAACCUAAAACACUCAAAAAAAAAGUUCACCCAGCAAGGGCACUGGCAGAAAUUAGCAUUAGUGUAACGUAGGCUUUUUUUUUUCUCUGUCACUGUUUGCCUCUGACAUUUAGAGUGUGUUAUUAAUUUCAAACAAUAGUUAUUUCCUUAUUUCAGCCAUACUACAGUACCUAGUGUAUGCUACAAUGUUAGCCUGUUAGGCUUCUGCUUAACCUAUCACUGAUAUCUCCUUAAGGAAAAAACUACCCUUGAUCUAAUGUGACUUUUCACUCCCAUAUACAUUAUCAUUUAGAAUUAAUAACACACUCUAUAUAUGUAGGUAUUUUAACAAAACUUGAGUGUGCUACAGUUUCUCAUUAGGUUGAAAGGGAUUUAUUUUUUUUUUGCUGCAAGUCUGUAAUGCUGGUUUGCAGCAGUAGCUACAAAAGUACACAUGUGGCCAGAGCAUGAAUGGGUCAAAUAACACUGUUCACACUUUUCACUCUGGCUAAUGCUGUUGUAUAGCCUGUUGCUGUUACUAAAGGUACCUUCUCUGUCACUGCCACUCCCAUAUAAAGCAGACACCAAACAUGCCUUGGUUGUUGGGUGUAAAAAUUGGGGCAAAUUAUCUUUUUUUUUUUUUUAAAUGAAUCAUCUGCUUAAACCUGUCAGAUCAAUGAUAACAGUAUUACUACGCCUUCAAGAUUCUGAAUGAGCAACGUUCCAGUGAAA
This is a messenger RNA of Colossoma macropomum (tambaqui), 5493 nucleotides long. It is a transcript of the gene oplah, whose product is annotated as 5-oxoprolinase, ATP-hydrolysing. The record is from RefSeq and is a predicted model, not a curated record. Bases 111 to 4067 code for a protein of 1318 amino acids. Gene Ontology annotation, molecular function: 5-oxoprolinase (ATP-hydrolyzing) activity. Gene Ontology annotation, biological process: glutathione metabolic process. Gene Ontology annotation, cellular component: cytosol. Lineage: Eukaryota; Metazoa; Chordata; Actinopteri; Characiformes; Serrasalmidae. The transcript is spliced from 27 exons.